Messenger RNA from Cebus imitator (Panamanian white-faced capuchin), 2647 nucleotides. It is a transcript of the gene EIF4H, whose product is annotated as eukaryotic translation initiation factor 4H. The coding region runs from base 184 to 870 and encodes 228 amino acids. NCBI's taxonomy places the organism in Eukaryota, Metazoa, Chordata, Mammalia, Primates, Cebidae. Gene Ontology annotation, molecular function: RNA binding. The transcript has 6 exons. The record is from RefSeq and is a predicted model, not a curated record.
CCCGUGGGCCCAAGGCCCGGCGCGGCGCGGCGAGCGUCCGUGCGUGCGCGCGCGCGCGCGCGUGCGUCCGAGCGAUUUGCGAUCAGGCGGCGCGGCGGACAGCCCCGGCGGCGGGGCGGGGGGGAGUUAUAUUGCGGGGUCCUUCCUCGCUCACCCUGGUUCCUCUCGGAGCGGAGACGGCAAAUGGCGGACUUCGAUACCUACGACGAUCGGGCCUACAGCAGCUUCGGCGGCGGCAGAGGGUCCCGCGGCAGUGCUGGUGGCCAUGGUUCCCGUAGCCAGAAGGAGUUGCCUACAGAGCCCCCCUACACAGCAUACGUAGGAAAUCUACCUUUUAACACGGUGCAGGGUGACAUAGAUGCGAUCUUUAAGGAUCUCAGCAUAAGGAGUGUACGGCUAGUCAGAGACAAAGACACAGACAAAUUUAAAGGAUUCUGCUAUGUAGAAUUCGAUGAAGUGGAUUCCCUUAAGGAAGCCUUGACAUACGAUGGUGCACUGUUGGGCGAUCGGUCACUUCGUGUGGACAUUGCAGAAGGCAGAAAACAAGAUAAAGGUGGCUUUGGAUUCAGAAAAGGUGGACCAGAUGACAGAGGCUUCAGGGAUGACUUCUUAGGGAGCAGGGGAGGUAGUCGCCCAGGUGACCGGCGAACAGGCCCCCCAAUGGGCAGCCGCUUCAGAGAUGGCCCUCCCCUCCGCGGAUCCAACAUGGAUUUCAGAGAACCGACAGAAGAGGAAAGAGCACAGAGACCACGACUCCAGCUUAAACCUCGAACAGUCGCGACGCCCCUCAAUCAAGUAGCCAAUCCCAACUCUGCUAUCUUCGGGGGUGCCAGGCCCAGAGAGGAAGUUGUUCAGAAGGAGCAAGAAUGAGCCUGUGGUUGGGAGGGAAUGGGGCGUGGGGGGUGAGAGCAGGACCACGGCCUGGUGAGUCCCCGGGCGUCCUGCCGCCCCACUCCCGCGCCUGCCAUUGGCCCCCUCACAGCGGAAACAGCUUGUGAGUGCAUGUCGGCUGUUAACAAGUGGUUUUUAGUACAUUCUGGGCUUUGCUGUAUCUCUCUAGUGCCUGUCUGUGCAGUUUUUUCUUUCUUCCGCUGCUUCCCCAUUUCCCUUCUGUCCUUUUCCUCCUGCUCCUUGUUUUCCCAGCAGCACAUGGGGUUCCGCGGAGGAGCGGAGGUGGCUGCCGUGGUGGCCGCCGUGGGGAGUCGUUUGGGCUGCGGUGCUGCGUCAUUUUUCUCCUUUGCUUUCUCUUUUACUUUAGCGCCUGGCCCAACUCCAGGCGUCUCCUUUCAUUUCCUCAGUGCUUCUCUUCUGACCUGCAUGUGGAGUUCUGUAUUGCUGGGGCUUCCACAAAAACCAGAAGUCACUGACAGAUGGAACUGCUCCUUGUUGGUAUUCAGCUGUGACAGACAGAAUCGCAGGCACCUUGUUUUCACACUAGGAUAAAACUCUCUGCAGGGUCCUUUCCAUUCCUGUUGGGAAGGGAGUCCUGGCUCCCUGACCCCUCCCCAGGGGACUGUCCAAGCAGAUAGGCUCGUGAGAGAAACAGUGAGAACUGAGAGUGGGGGCCUGGAACAGCAGUAGGGAGUCCACGGAGAAGACGGCGAGUGCUCGCAGGCGUUCACGCGCGUUUGUUGCCACUCUUUCAAGGCCGAGUCCCAGCUGGUAAACUCCUCUCACCAGGCGUGGUCGGGGCUCCCCUCCGGCUGGGUGCAGUGAACGGCGAGCUGGUUUCUUUUCUGCUGGGCCGAGGCACUUUGGGGGUGGAGGGCUGGUGCUGGCGCGGUCGCGGCGUUUCCCCCCAUUCCUGUUGGCUGCAUGUUUGUGUUGGUCUGUUCUGGUCUAGGCGACAUGAUGAGAUACUGUGCUUCCCACCUCCCCUUCAGUUCAGAGCCAAAAUGGUCUAGAAUCUGGCACUUCACUCAUCUCUUGUUGAAAUGAGCUGUACUGUGCAGAGCUGUCAGGACCCUUCAGCUAGCCGUAGAGGACUGCAGCUGUCUAGGUCUGGGACACACUGGGUUGUUCCCAUGUGCAGGAUUUAGCACUUACCUGGGGGUUAGUGCUAGGGCGUAGGCUUCUGAGCUUAACACCUCCGUGUGAACAGAUGAAAUACCCUUCAGUACCCACGUCCCAGUCUGUCCUGUGGGGAGCAGUUCAGGGGCGGCCAGCAGCAGGCGCCUAGGAAAGAGACCCUCGCCGGGUGCUGGCGGGGCCAGGGUGGCCGGGGCGCCCAGCGUCGUGUGCUUAGUAGUUGGUCACCAGCUGCCAUCCUUGGCUUCUCCCACUGUGUCUUUGUGACAAGGCCUCAGCAAUCCACAGAACUCUCUCUCUCCUUCCCUCCACCUGUCGGCUUCUCUGCUUCCAAGAUAAGAACCAUUUGUGUAACACCAAUACUAAACUUCAGAAAGACAUGCAUUAUGUGGUGUAAUCAAACCCGAUGCUUUCAGAUGACCUACUUACAUCUUCAAUGUGGAUAAGACAAAGAACAAAACAAAUGCAUCUAAACUUCUGGGCAACCCAGUUGACUUUGCAGUGUGAGAAUGGAAUUCCAAACACUUAACACUUCAGCUAUAUGACAGAAAGUGAAUCUAUGGAUAUGGUAUUUUGUGAAUGAUCUUUUAAAUAAAAGAAAACCUUACGUAAUAUUUAA